This is a messenger RNA of Cynoglossus semilaevis (tongue sole), 3947 nucleotides long. Its product is annotated as alpha-tectorin-like. The coding region runs from base 1127 to 3550 and encodes 807 amino acids. The transcript is spliced from 19 exons. Lineage: Eukaryota; Metazoa; Chordata; Actinopteri; Pleuronectiformes; Cynoglossidae. The record is from RefSeq and is a predicted model, not a curated record.
AUGUAAAUGUGUGUUUGGUAUUUUAAUUAAUUAAUAACUAAUUAAUUAAUAAUUUAUUUAAAUUAUUUAGUGAUUUAUUUUUAAUGUUGGGACUUUCAGUCCUCUAUAUAGCUGUUCCCUUCAUAGACAAACAAUCCUAAAGGACCUAUACAUUUCGAAAUACCAUUGCUUGUACUUUCGAGUUUGUUAUGAAUUCCAUAAAAACUAAAAUAAUCUGUAUUUUUCACUGCAAAAGAUGGCCUUAAGCUUGGGGCCUCUGGUAAUUACCUGUUUUACCUAAUGUAUGUUACAACACCUGCAUAAAUACAGUAAGUCAAAAGUUGCUCUUUAAAGUCACUAACACACUUUCACCACUUUUACACCACAGACUCCAUAUUUGAUGCCCCAACAGAAUUCUGGUAUUUCAUCAAAAAUGUGAAUAUAUACAGGGGGUCCUCAAUUUAGCUCCCAACCCCACUGGCACUUUCCUCCUAAUUGAAUUCACACACAAAAAAUAUGUUUUUAAAACCAAUCCGGAUUUUGGUCAAGCCAGAACGUAUCAACCAGUAAAUCGACCAGUUUUACCACUUAGUUUUAGACAAAAAACUGUCUAAAAACUAGGAGACAAUUUCCAACAGAAAUUGUAUUAAGUUUGGAUCCUAUCAUUAAUAUUAAAAUAUACUUAAACAUUAUUAAUCAAUAAAAAGGUUUUAGGUUGGUGGAAAAAAAACUCAAACUUGUUAAAUGCUAGAUGGAAUGAACCGCUAAGCUUGUUCCUUAACAAUGUCCCUGAUAAUGACAGUUCAGAAGCAAAGAUGAGUUUGACAGAAGACAUUGUCUGACUGUCAGUUUGUCAUCUCCGUCUGCUUUAGAAAACAUCAGCUAAUCAUUAAGUAUUUGGCGGAAGGAAUGUUUCGUGAGAAAAGCCUGUUAGUUUGGUCACAAAAAUCUGUGAGAAUGUCUUCACUGGGGUGAGGAGACAAAGGCAGGCAAAAGCCAAUGUUGCUACCGCAAUUAGGCAUUUAGAGAGAGAGAGGGAGAGAAAGCACACAAAGCAGACCAAGAGCCGAAGCCUUCACAGAGAUAAGCCAAGAUCCAUAGGUUUACUCCACUUCUUCUGAGGAUUACACUCCAGUGGACCAUCAGUAUGUUCUACUGCAUCCUACCACUGGUUCUCAGCUUGUUUGCAGGUGCUGCUGCAACAAACCAGGCUUUCACUAGUUAUGGUGAGAUGGACAUCACUUCCUGUCCCAUCACCUACUUUGGAAAGAAAUAUGACAAAGUCUACGCGACCUUCAAUGAUAGCAAAUUUGCAGUUUGCUUCAAUGGCCACUACAAUGCUGGAAUCCAAAAUGACUGUAUCCUGAUGUCUGGAGGAACAGCAGAUAGAGGAGACCUGAAAAUAUUUACCAAAGAAAUCCCAAUAGGAUCAGGGGUCCAUGAACUUCUCCCAAGCCUUUCAUCUCCUGGAAAAUGUGUCAAUGUCAUCCCACUGAAAGAUAGUCAACAAACCGAUAUUGAACAAGUUGAACUUGGUAAUUUUGGAAAUCAAGCAAUUCUGGCAAUCAGGACUUACUCCGGAUACACACCAGUUAAUAUGGAUGCUGACACACAAGUCAAUGGCCUAACAAUUUCUAAAAAGACAUUUCAAACAUCACAAACAAUGUCAGGUGUCAUCACAGAUAUUAGUGGUUGUAGACACUCAGGUGUUGUGUACAAGCCAAACACAUCACAGAAAAUCCCAAGCAUUUGCUCUACAGUUACCUGUGGUGCAAAUGGAGUCGUCACUGCUGUCAGUGACUGUGAUCCCACAGAGCACUGUGAUGGCAAUGGAGGUUGCGUCUUCAACAGCAUCUGCACUGUGACUGGCUUUACAAUCAUCGAUUUUCCCGGCCGUGUCCACUUUGUUCCUGACCGCUGUGGGUACAUUCUCUUAAAGUCAACGCCUAUCUCUGGCCUUCAAGUGCUGGGAGUUUUCCAGGAGAGACGGCGGAAAGAUGUCAGCUUUUUAGAAAGAGUGAUAAUAAAGAUGGAGAGCACAGGAGCUCAAAUCUCUCUGGAACAAGGGGGGAGAGUCUUGCUGAACAAUAAAAACGUGCAGCAGCUGACACCUGUGGCCUCCAUCGUCCAGGGUGUAGAACUUUCUAGGAACCAGAGUGGGAUAACGGCAAAGAUAUCUGGGUCUUCUUAUACUGUUUAUGUCCAUUUUGAUGGGGAAAUUGCCCUUAUUCACAUGACAGGACCAAGUGGAACAGAGGUGCAGGGAUUAUGUGGCAGUGCCAACACUACUUUAGGGGUAGAAAAAGCAGCUGAGCACAGUGACAGUGGCUGUGAUGUACAACAAAGCCAACCUGUCGACAGUUCAAUUGACUGCCCAUCCGCAACUGAAUGGUGUAAUGUUUUGAAGGAGGCUCCCUUUUAUGCUUGCAAUGCUCACAUUGACCCAGAGCCCUACAUUAGCGCCUGCACAGAAAUGCUUUGCAAGUACCCUCCAGUUGAUGGUCUUCGAUGCCAGUUUAUGGAGGCAUAUGUCAAAAGCUGCAGCUACCACAGCAACGUCAAUGUGGAGGGAUGGGAGUCAGACGCCACCUGCUCUAUUCACGACUUUUGUCAAGACAUGUACUGCAGUGAUCAUGAGUUCUGUGGUAGGCACUACACUGGAGAAGCUGGCUGCCUCUGCCGCGCUCUUUUUGCCUCUCCAUAUAAAGCAACAGGAACCUUUGGAGAACCAACGGUCUGUGAGAAAGAGUCUGCUUCGAUUAGUCUGGCCAAGUGUCUCUUGGAAGAUCAAAGCAUUAACUACCGUAACCUAAAACUUAAUGACCAGACCUGCCAAGGUGAAUUGGACAGUGAAACCCACAUGGUGACUUUCUAUUUUGACGGGAACAGAUCUUGUGGGACUGUGAUCACAACAAAUGGCAGCCGGAUCGCCUACAAGAACACCAUCAUGACUCCAGGUGCCACCAUCCCAGGCGUCAUCAGUCGUAAGAGUCAAGUGCAGAUAGACCUCACAUGUUGUUAUAGUCAGCCAGAUAUUAAAAGCCUGGGUAUCACCCUGCAAGACAGUUCUGUGACUCAACAGAUAGUUUCUGGACAAUGGAGUUAUAAUCUCACAAUGGAAGCUUACACCAAUACUGAAACAAAGAAAGCCCUUGGAAACAAUGAUAAAGUUCUUCUGAAUCAGAAAAUAUGGGUGGAUUUGAAGACAGAAGGAUUGGAUAAAGGGAUGGUGGCUGUGGUGGUGGAGUCCUGCUGGGGAACCAAUGAGCCCUUACCAAGUUCAAGCCUGAAAUAUGACAUUAUCAUUGAUGGCUGCCCUAACCCAGCUGACAACACUGUCCAGGUUAUGGGCAAUGGAAGGGGAAGUUCUACAACCUUUUUUUUUAAUGCAUUCCAAUUUACUGGCAAGAAUCGCAACGUCUUCUUACACUGCAGAGUGAGACUGUGCGUCCAGCGGGACAAUGAUUGCAUACCGACAUGCGGUGGGCAAACCACAAGGAGGCGCAGAUCUAUUAUGAAAAGAUAUGAGGACAAAAACCCAGGUCUCAUCAACUUGGUCUGGACAUACUGAGUCAACCCAUGAAGACCAGCUCAAGCUCAAGACACAAGCUUCACACAAGUGGGCUGUUUUCUUUCAAAUCUAUUCUAUAAAUGUAUAUAAAAAAAAUCAGUUUCUUUCUAGCCCUUAAGUAUAUCAGCUCUGAGGUGGAGGGUAAAAGUCAAGGUAAAGUGUUUAACAAUUAUUUAAUUUGAUGGUUAAGGCUGUGGUAACAAUCAAACCAAAUUAUAAGUCCCCAUGUUCUGUGGGGAUCGGGUUUCCAUGUAUAUUCAAAUAAAAUAAAAAUUUGAAUUGAAUGGUUUCGGAUCAUUCUUUACUGAAAAAGUCAGGGAACUUUUCUUCUCUUCCUACACAAAGUAUAUUUUCAGGUCUAGGCUUUGUUGUUCUAAAAAUAUCCCUUUUCUUUUAU